Molecule: messenger RNA, 870 nt
Organism: Colletotrichum higginsianum IMI 349063
Lineage: Eukaryota; Fungi; Ascomycota; Sordariomycetes; Glomerellales; Glomerellaceae
Product: Acid proteinase
Exons: 2
Coding region: 1-870 (289 amino acids)
Biological process (GO): proteolysis
Molecular function (GO): glutamic-type endopeptidase activity
Source: RefSeq, a predicted model, not a curated record
AUGUUAGUCGCCAUGAAGCUUUCUGCAACACUUCUUCUCCUUGGAGCAGGACUCUCUGCUGUCGCUGCACUCGACGUCUCUGUGGCCAAGGAGGCCCAUCGGCUGGCCAUCGAGCGGCGGGAAGCCUCACGCGAUGAAGCCCAUACACUCCAAAGCCGGACGAACAACCGGUCCCGCAGCAGAAACUGGUCUGGCGGCGCCGUGACGAACGAUCGUUACCAGUCCGUUACUGCCGAGGUGAUCAUCCCGAACAUCACUUUCCCGGAUGGGUAUGAUCCCAAAACGACCUAUUCCUCGUCCGUCUGGGUCGGUAUCUCUGGAUACGACGAUUUCUGCGACGUAGCAGGCCAGACUGGUCUGAUACAGGGAGGGUACUACUACCUUUACGACAAGGAAGGCGACUUUGGCGUUUUCGCUUUCUACGAAUGGUUCCCCGACGGGCCCGUGUUCCUUGACGACACGGAGAAGAUCCUCACAAACAUUGGCGACCACGUGCGAAUGACGGUGACGCAGAAGAACAACAACACUGGCACCUACACCUGGGAGAAUCUGACGCAGGGUAAAAAGUUCGAGAAGAGCCUGACUGCGCCUACAAAUGGCAGCUUGUGUACCAACACUGCCGAGUGGGUAGUUGAAUCCUUCAUGUCUGAAAAGGAUCACACAAGUCUCUAUCCCGACUUUGGCGAACUGAAAUUCACAAACAUCAAAGCUGUCGCGGAGAGCGGCAAGCCUGCGUCGUUGUCAGACGCCUACUUUUACGACGCCGAGCCGCUUCUUAACGGUAAACGACUCACCAAUUGCGCGAUUCAGCCAGAGACCGCAUCUACGACUUGUAAGUGGUUGGGCUACAAGGGCAUAUUCUCCAGCUGA